AUGCUGGCGCUGGGGCAGAUGGACGGCGCGCCCCGGCAGGGCGCCUUCCUGCUGGGCAGCCCGCCGCUGGCCGCCCUGCACAGCAUGGCCGAGAUGAAGGCGCCGCUGUACCCCGCGUACCCCCUGCCCGCCGGGCCCGCCUCCUCCUCCUCUGCCUCCGCCUCGCCCGCCUCUGCCUCGCCCUCGCCGCCGCUCGGCUCCCCCGGCCUCAAGGCGCCCGCCGCCUCCUCCGCAGCCGCCGCGGGCGGGCUCUCGGCGCUGGGCUCGGCCCCGCCGCAGCUCUCCGCCGCCACUCCGCACGGCAUCAACGACAUCCUCAGCCGGCCCUCCAUGCCCCUGCCGGGCUCCGCGCUCGCCUCCGCCUCGCCCUCUGCCUCCUCGGCGGCGCCCGCCGGGCUCCUGGCCGGGCUGCCCCGCUUCGGCAGCCUCAGCCCCCCGCCGCCGCCGCCGCCCGCCCUCUAUUUCAGCCCAGGGGCUGCCGCCGCAGCCGCCGCCGUGGCCGCCGGGCGCUACCCCAAGCCGCUGGCCGAGCUGCCCGGCCGGACGCCCAUCUUCUGGCCGGGGGUGAUGCAGAGUCCGCCCUGGAGGGACGCCCGUCUCGCCUGCGCUCCCCAUCAAGGCUCAAUUUUGCUGGAUAAGGACGGAAAGAGAAAACAUACCAGACCCACUUUUUCUGGCCAGCAGAUUUUCGCCCUGGAAAAGACUUUUGAACAGACGAAGUACCUGGCGGGCCCGGAGCGGGCCCGGCUGGCCUAUUCGCUGGGGAUGACGGAGAGCCAAGUCAAGGUCUGGUUCCAGAACCGGCGGACUAAGUGGCGGAAGAAGCACGCGGCAGAGAUGGCGACGGCGAAGAAGAAGCAGGACUCGGAGACGGAGAGGCUGAAGGGCGCCUCGGAGAAUGAGGAGGAGGACGACGACUACAACAAGCCCUUGGACCCCAACUCGGACGACGAGAAGAUCACGCAGCUGCUGAAGAAACACAAGCCGGGGGGCGGCGGGCUGCUGCUGCACCCCGCCGAGGGGGAGGCCUCCGCCUAGCCCGCUCCGCCCGCCGCCGCUUUCGGAGAUGUACAGAUCUAUUUUUCUAGACUCUACGCGCCCGGGAGGAGGAGGAGAAGGAGAAGCCGAGGGGGAGCAGAGAGGACUGUGGCUGAGCGGCCCCCCGGCGCCGCGUGUUAUUGUAGGGUCGCGCGGAGCGUCGGGGCUGCGCCGCUCCCCGUCCCACUCCCGCUCCCGGUGCCGGCGGUGCGGCGGCCGCCUGUUGCGGCUCUUUGUAAAUAAACCGUGAGUCCCCGCGACCAUAGGCGUUCCUUACUGUGAAUAUUUAAAAUGUAAAAUACCUUCUUUUUUUGUACAGCGGGGGCCGGGGGCGCCUCCUCCCCUCCCGGCCCCCCCCCUCCAUUGCCCGUCCUGCGCUCCGCGCCGCCGGGCGGCACCGGGGCACCCCCCGGAGCCCCGAGGCGGGCGGCAGCGGGGCCGCCGAGCAAAACCGCGCCGCGGCUGCCGCGGGCCCCUCCCUAGGGCCGGAACUGCAGCGGCCCCGAGUGCUAUUUAUUAGUAUUUUUGAAACACUUUCUGUUGCGGUCGUCGUGCAGGGGCGGGGGGUGAGGGCGGGGACAGGGCGAGGGCACAGAGUUUGCUUUCACUUGCAAAAAGUAAGUGAAAGGAGGGGACAGAGUUUUGCUUUCACCGUUUCCAAUCAACCGAGUGUUGAAAAAGUAGCUGGUGGAAAUUGUCACAACCACUUUCAGUCAAAAUAUAAAAUUCAUUUAGUUGCUGUAAUUGAAUUUAAAGUGUGUUUUCUUUUGUAUCAUACGGAAUACUAUAGAAUGUAAAUUGUUUUCCUUUUUUUUUUUUUUUAAGCUAAUAACGAUGGUAUAUCGUGAUAUAGCAUCUUAACAUUUAUUAAUUUAUAUUAAAAAUAAUUCGGUUUGUAAAGAGAAGAAAAGCCCUUUGCAAGACCAGUUAAAUGUAAUGCACUUUCUGUUUAAAAAAAAAAAAAAAGAUAAAUCAAUUAAAC
Messenger RNA from Strigops habroptila (Kakapo), 2020 nucleotides. It is a transcript of the gene NKX6-1, whose product is annotated as NK6 homeobox 1. The record is from RefSeq and is a predicted model, not a curated record. Gene Ontology annotation, cellular component: nucleus. Gene Ontology annotation, molecular function: DNA-binding transcription factor activity, RNA polymerase II-specific; RNA polymerase II cis-regulatory region sequence-specific DNA binding. The transcript has 3 exons. Gene Ontology annotation, biological process: cell differentiation; regulation of transcription by RNA polymerase II. The coding region runs from base 1 to 1038 and encodes 345 amino acids. Lineage: Eukaryota; Metazoa; Chordata; Aves; Psittaciformes; Psittacidae.